AUUCCUGCGCCUUUUAAUAUUUAGUUUGAUAUGAACAAUGGCUCGUCCAUCAAAAAGACUGGCCAUGCUUCUUUGCCUGAUUGUUCUUCAUCAAGACUUUAUUCAGGCUCGUUCCAGCUACAAUGAGCAUCUCUUGAUGUCUGCUCGAAUGAUACAUGAAGACAUGGAUGACGAUGUUAAAGAAUUUGGAAACGCUAUCCAAGAAGUCGAGGCCAAACACAACAUCACUCUCAGGACAGGAAUUGGUAGACCGCUGAUCAGAGGGAAAAGAUUUUUUGGUCUUUUCAUAUUCAUCGUCAGUCUGAUAGUGACUGUGGUAGCCACAGUGGUCGAGACAGUUUACGACAUCGCAGGAUGCUGUGGUCUUAGCUUUCAUUAUCUUUGUGGAUUUGAGUCAGAAUUCAAUAGACGGAAGAACGAGGUGGAAAGACGAGCUGGUGAAGUGGAUAAAAGGCUAGAGCAAGCCAUAAAGAGAAAAGAUUCAUUGAUAGGCUUGGGGAAGACAAUCGAAAACUUUUGGGCGGGCAUUGCUCGUUUAGUGAAACUUGAAGAAGACCUUCUCACUUCUACGGAUGCAACAAUAAAGGAAAUUGUCCUAUUAAAGCAAAAGCAAACAACGGACCGUAUCAGAGAAGGCUCUGGCACGCUAGAUGAGGCAGAUUUUGAUGUAGCGUUUGCUAAAAUAGGUGAAGUAGAGCAAGCUAUAAAAUUAGCCACAUCAUGGGGACUUCUGGCGAUUGAUGGUGUAAGCGGAAUUUCUGGUAAAGCGUUCAAAGCAUACAAAGUUAAUAAGGCUUACAAGGCAAUGAAGUCAACUCAAUUAGAAAAACUUCUCAAAGCUGCACCAAAAGCUCAAAAGCUUCUCGGAUACACAGACGAUGGAGCAAAACUGUUUCUCAAGGCCACUGCCAUCGCAAAGUUCGCUGGUAAAGCUAAAACAGCAAUGAAAGCAUUAAAAGUUUUCAAGGUUGCAGGAACAGUUCUGUCAUUAGUAGGCAUUGCUUUCGACAUUUUCACCAUCGUCAACACAUUUGUCCAAUGCGCAGACAAAGUAAAGAAAGCAAAGGAAUCUAACGCUAGACUUAAAGAAGCUGAAGACGAAGUUAAAAAGAUGGAAGAUAGUGUGGCACGUUUUGAGAACUCACUGCGAAUUGAGUUAGAAGCUCACAUACAAAAGGAGAUCAAAGAAAAGGAUAUGUUAAACGCCUUGGGACAUAUUAAAGAAACGAUCCAAUGUAAUCCUCCUCCGAAUAAUCAGCAGCCGCCGAGGACCUGGACAGCAAAAUGCAUCCGAAUAAUUCCAGAAUACAUCAACUUGUUUAAAACUAGCAAGAAUUGGAAGGACCUGGGGAACAAAAUGAAGGAGCUUAUUGAUGAUUGUCUUUCAAAACAGGAAUAUGUUUAUGAAUGCUUAAUAGCAAGAAAUAAGAUGAACGACAGAAUCAGAAGAGGUUGUCAAAAUGGAGCCAAGACAUUCGAUCAGCUUUACGCCGAUGCACAAACUUCAGAGAUUGAUACGAUCGACCAGUGCAGGGUCAAAGGUGAGCCUUACACGACAAAACAGAUGUUUAUGGAAGCCUUAAAAGAGAGAAGUAAGGCUCAAGACCUGGAGUUCUACACUGAGAAUUGUAAAAUGAACAACAAGAUAAUCCAACAAGGCGUGUGUGAUGGUGGUUCUCCAGCAGGUCUAACACCAGAUCAAAAAGAAAAAGUUCUUCAGGACAAGUGUGAAGGAGGGAAAGCUCCUAAGCUUAACGCCGAAGUGGUAUCGGACAUAUGCAUAUAUAAGUUAGCUAGCGUAAGCGUGGACCAGAUUAAAACGUUCUUGCUAGCAAAAGCACCAGACAUCACAGUAGAAGACAUCAACGGUGUGACAUGCCCAUCGCUGUCAUAAGCMUGMUCGUUGGCUUAUCCAAAAAGUCAGCAAAUGUAAGAGGAACCACAGACAAUGAUAAUAAAAACACGCAGCAGAUACGUA
Messenger RNA from Exaiptasia diaphana, 1978 nucleotides. RefSeq lists its product as uncharacterized. The transcript is spliced from 10 exons. Lineage: Eukaryota; Metazoa; Cnidaria; Anthozoa; Actiniaria; Aiptasiidae. Bases 38 to 1894 code for a protein of 618 amino acids. The record is from RefSeq and is a predicted model, not a curated record.